This is a messenger RNA of Suillus paluster, 816 nucleotides long. RefSeq lists its product as uncharacterized. The record is from RefSeq and is a predicted model, not a curated record. The coding region runs from base 1 to 816 and encodes 271 amino acids. The transcript is spliced from 4 exons. NCBI's taxonomy places the organism in Eukaryota, Fungi, Basidiomycota, Agaricomycetes, Boletales, Suillaceae.
AUGAACUGGCACCGUCAACUCGUCCAAUACGGUGACCUAGAACAAUCCCAACAAACCAAUGGAGCCGGCGGCUCAUCAUCAGCUACCCAGUCACGUCAACCACCUCUAUCCAAAAAACGCAAGACUCGGUCCAACCAAAAAACCAAACGUUCCAGAAAAUUGGCCCACUGGGAUGACCCAGGAGACAAUCAGAUGAACUACGACGACGCCAGUGUCCAUGCUGAAGACGGUGAAAUUGAAGAAGAGGAGAGUCGGGAGCUCUCACAUGAAGAAAUAUGGGACGAUUCUGCACUCAUCGAUGCCUGGAACUCUGCCACAGCAGAAUAUGAGGCGUUCCACGGGAAAACACAAGACUGGAAGUCGAACCCUGUCAAGAAAUCUCCUCUAUGGUACAACAUCCCGUAUGAUAGUUCAAAGGAUAAGUCCAAGGCACCUAAUCCAACAAAAGGGGCCUCUGAGAACGCCGCCAGUCAGGCUGUAGUAGAUGGAGAAGAAAACUCAGUACCAUUUGAUUUCGACACUUUCGUCCCAUCUUAUGAUCCUUCGCUUCCGGUAUCCUCUGAGGCUCCAACGGCACCCGACCCCUCGUUUUUUGUACCAGCACCUUCAACCACCAUGGUAAGCCGCGACGAAGCUUUCAGCCGUGCGCUAAGUGCGAUGUAUUGGGGCGGAUACUGGACCGCAGUAUACCAUUGCCAAAAUCAGCAGAAUUCCUCGCAAGAGGUUGUCGAGGAACAAGAUCAGGAAUACGAAGAAGGUGACGAAGAAGUUCCUGAGGAUGAUGAUGCUGAAGAUUUGGUGCCUGCUCAGCGGUGA